Messenger RNA from Ctenocephalides felis (cat flea), 2566 nucleotides. Its product is annotated as cullin-5-like. Gene Ontology annotation, biological process: SCF-dependent proteasomal ubiquitin-dependent protein catabolic process; protein ubiquitination. Lineage: Eukaryota; Metazoa; Arthropoda; Insecta; Siphonaptera; Pulicidae. Bases 188 to 2524 code for a protein of 778 amino acids. Gene Ontology annotation, cellular component: Cul5-RING ubiquitin ligase complex; SCF ubiquitin ligase complex. The transcript has a single exon. The record is from RefSeq and is a predicted model, not a curated record. Gene Ontology annotation, molecular function: ubiquitin protein ligase binding.
CUACUUAAUAAAUUGUAUUGUAAAUAUUUUAAAAUAAUAUUAGAUGAUAGUGUAAAAUAAUUCUCAACUAAUGAUAUUGUAAUUCACUACGAUAAUUUUAUUUUAUUCGUAUUGUUCAUUCUCAACCAUGUAGAUUAGAAGUUAUUUAUACAAAUUUACAGUAAAAUUAAAUAAGUGCUUUAUUACAAUGGCUAUGUUAAAAAAGGGCCAAUUGGCCUUCGAAGACAAAUGGCCCUCAAUGCACCCUAUAGUGUCAAAAUUAUUAAAACAAGAAUCCAUAACCCAGUCAGAGUGGCAAGAUUUAUUUUAUUCAGUUCAUUUAGUGUGUUUGUGGGAUGAAAAAGGUCCUAUUAAAGUACGGGAUGCUCUACAAGAAGAUAUUGUUAAAUUCAUCAAAGAAGCACAAGCUCGUGUGUUAGCCCAUUGCGAAGAACAAGCCUUGCUCAAAGCUUAUAUCAAAGAAUGGAGAAAGUUCUUCACCCAAUGUAAUUAUCUACCUACCCCCUUUAGACAAUUAGAAUCAGCCCUAUUAGGCAACAGUUCUCACACUUCUAUGCACUACUCUUCGGGAACAAAUAAGAAAAUAACACCGGAUGAAAGUAUAGUGAGGAAUUUAAUGCUCGAUUCCUGGAACCAAAGUAUAUUCUUGGACAUAAAAAAGACUUUACAAGACUCAGCUAUGAAACUUGUGCAUGCUGAACGUAACGGUGAAGCCUUUGACUCACAACUUGUAAUAGGUGUGCGUGAAUCGUAUGUUAAUCUAUGUUCUAAUCCUGAUGAUAAAUUACAAAUUUACAGAGAGAAUUUUGAAGCUGCCUAUAUACAAGCUACAGAAAGUUUUUAUAAACUUCAAGCGAAUGAGUAUUUGCAAGAGCAUGGUGUUCAAUCAUAUAUGCGGUAUGCUGAUUCAAAGUUAAGAGAGGAAGAACAAAGGGCUCAUAGGUAUUUAGAGCCUGGAAGCGGUAGUGUUGCUUGUUUAAUCCAAAGUUGUGUCUCAGUACUUGUUAAAGACAGGUUAUCUACUUUGUUAGCUGAAUGUGCCCCACUGAUAUCAGCCGGAGAGACUGAAAGAUUGCAAUUGAUGUUUAAAUUACUUGACAGAGUCCCUGGAGGCGUCGAUCCAAUGUUGCGAGACUUAGAAACACAUAUAGUAUCAGCAGGCUUAGCAGAUAUGAAAUUUGCUGCUGAUAUUAUCACUCAGGAUUCUGAAAAGUACGUAGAACGACUCCUGGAUUUGUUCAAACGUUUCAGCACCUUGGUGGAAGAAGCAUUCUUAGAUGACCCAAGAUUUCUCACGGCGCGUGAUAAAGCUUACAAAAACGUUGUAAAUGAUACAAGUGUCUUCAAAUUGGAACUACCGGUAUGUAAUAAUUCAAGAACCACUAAAAUUUCAGCACCCGAAAGCAAAUGUCCUGAGUUAUUAGCUAAUUAUUGUGAUAUGUUGUUACGACGAACCCCCUUAAGCAAAAGAUUGACAAGCGAAGAGAUAGAAAAAAAACUUAAAAACGUACUUUUGGUACUAAAAUAUGUGGGUAAUAAAGAUGUCUUCAUGAGGUACCACAAAGCACAUUUAACUAGACGGUUAAUUCUUGAUACCAGUGCUGAUAGUGAAAAAGAAGAGGAUAUGGUCGAAUGGUUGCGUGAAGUUGGAAUGCCUGCUGAUUAUGUAAACAAAUUAGCCAGGAUGUUCCAAGAUGUGAAAGUCAGCGAAGAUCUUAACACUCAAUUUAGGUCAGAAACAACCAGACAUGAUGCUAUAAAUAUUAAAAUUUUAAAUGCAGGCGCUUGGGCCAGAGGAUCUGAAAGAGUUUCUGUAAGUUUACCUUUGGAACUAGAAGACUACAUUCCAGAGGUGGAAGAGUUUUAUAAAAUCAAACACUCUGGUAGGAAGUUACAAUGGUAUCAUCACAUGAGCAAUGGAACCAUAACAUUUGCAAAUCAAGUUGGUAAGUACGAUUUGGAUGUUACAACCUUCCAAAUGGCGGUAUUGUUUGCAUGGAAUCAAAGACCGUUUGAAAAAAUCACUUAUGAGAAUUUAAGGCUUGCCACAGAGCUUCCAGACUUGGAAUUAAGAAGGACCUUAUGGUCUUUGGUCGCAUUUCCGAAACUCAAGCGGCAACCUUUAUCUUAUGAGCCCUCAGCAUCCGGUCCUAAAGAUUUUAUGGAACACACCUUGUUCUGGGUCAACCAAGAUUUUUCCCUGAUUAAAAAUGGUAAACCACAAAGGCGCGGUAAAGUCAAUCUUAUAGGACGACUGCAGUUGAGCACAGAGAGGUCUCAAUUAGAAGACAACCAUUCCAUAGUGCAGUUGCGUAUUUUAAGAACCCAAGAAGCCAUAAUCAAAAUCAUGAAAAUGAGGAAAAGACUGGCAAAUGCAGCUCUGCAAGCAGAACUAGUGGAUAUCUUGAAGAAUAUGUUCCUUCCCUCAAAGAAGAUGAUCAAAGAACAACUCGAGUGGCUGAUUGAGCACAAAUAUAUGAAACGAGACGAUGAUGACAUCAACACUUUUAUAUAUUUGGCGUGAUUCCUAAAAUGGGCCCUUCUGCUUGUGAUUUACUAUCUAAAA